Triticum aestivum (bread wheat) is the source of this 4089-nucleotide messenger RNA. Its product is annotated as pentatricopeptide repeat-containing protein At5g01110. The transcript has 4 exons. Gene Ontology annotation, molecular function: protein binding. The record is from RefSeq and is a predicted model, not a curated record. Bases 68 to 2017 code for a protein of 649 amino acids. Lineage: Eukaryota; Viridiplantae; Streptophyta; Magnoliopsida; Poales; Poaceae.
AGCUUGAAGGCGGCAGCGAACUCCAAGCCUCCAACACACACGAAUCCACCACCGUUCGCCGUCGGUAAUGGCGAUUCGGCGCCGCCUGCCCUGCCUCCCCGCCGUCGCCGUGUCCACCAGACGCUCGACCGCGAGCCUCGCCGUCUCCCAUGGUGGGACCGGCGCGAGGCCCUCGACGGCCGUCCUGGCCGCCGCCGCGACGGCAGCCGCGGCGGCGGGCCGCGCCUCCGAGUGCCAGUCGCUCCUCCUCCGCAUGUCGCGCCGCCGCGGGGCCUCCCGCCUCGACAUCGUGUCCUCCCUCCUCGCCUCCUCCCCCACCCCGCAGCCGCAGGUGUUCGACCUCCUCAUCCGCACCUACACCCAGUCCCGCAAGCCCCGGGAGGCAUUCGAGGCCUUCCGCCUCCUCCUCGACCGCCGCAUCCCCAUCCCCGCCGCCGCAUCAAACGCGCUCCUAGCCGCGCUCUCCCGCGCCGGCUGGCCCCACCUCACAGCGGACGCCUACCGCCUCGUCCUGUCCUCCGACUCCGAGGUAAACACCUACACGCUUAACAUCAUGGUCCACAGCUACUGUAAAGCCCUACAGUUCGAUAAGGUUGAUGCCGUAAUCUCCGAGAUGGAGAAGAGAUGCGUGUUUCCGGAUGUGGUAACCCAUAAUGUGAUGAUUGAUGCUAGAUUUCGUGCUGGGGAUGUUGAGGCGGCGAUGGCAGUGGUCGAUUCGAUGGUUAGUCAGGGGAUAAAGCCAGGAAUCUUGACGUAUAAUGCAGUGUUGAAGGGGUUGUGUAGGAAUGGAAAGUGGGAUAAAGCAAGGGAGGUGUUCAGGGCAAUGAACGAGUGUGGGGUGGCGCCCGAUGUUCGGAGCUUCAACAUGUUGAUUGGGGGAUUCUGUAGAGUUAAGGAGCCUGAUGAGGCGAUGAAAUUUUACAAGGAGAUGCGACGGCGUGGAGUCACGCCAGAUAUUGUGAGCUUUAGUUGCCUGAUUGGGUUGUUUGCAAGGAGGGGGAAGAUGGACCGUACGGCGGCGUACUUGAGGGAGAUGAGAGAGUUCGGAUUGAUGCCUGAUGGUGUGAUUUACACAAUGGUCAUUGGUGGUUAUUGCAGGGCUGGGUCAAUGUUGGAGGCGCUGAGAGUUAGGGAUGAGAUGGUUGGCCGUGGAUGUUUGCCAGAUGUGGUAACUUACAAUACCUUGCUGAAUGGGCUUUGUAAAGAGCGUAGGUUGUCUGAUGCAGAGGAGCUUUUGACUGAGAUGAGGGAGAGAGGGGUUCCACCAGAUUUAUGCACCUUCACAACUUUAAUUCAUGGGUAUUGUAGGGAGGGUAACAUAGAGAAGGCAUUGCAACUAUUUGAAACAAUGCUGCAUGAGCGUUUAAUGCCAGACAUUGUGACAUACAACACUUUGAUUGAUGGAAUGUGCAGACAAGGUGAUCUGGGCAAAGCUAAUGAGCUAUGGGAUGAUAUGCAUUCUCGAGAAAUCUUCCCCAACCACAUUACCUACAGCAUCCUGAUAGACAGCCACUGUGAGAAGGGACAAGUGGAUGAUGCAUUUGGGUUUUUGGAUGAAAUGAUAAACAAGGGGAUUGUGCCAAACAUCAUGACCUAUAAUUCCAUCAUUAAGGGUUACUGCCGGUCUGGAAAUGUAUUGAAGGGGCAACAAUUUUUGCAGAAGAUGAGGGAUGCCAAGGUGUUGCCUGAUUUAAUUACUUACAACACCCUAAUCCAUGGUUAUGUUAAAGAAGAGAAGAUGCAUGAAACUUUUAAUUUGCUUAACAUGAUGGAGAAUGAAAAGGUUCAACCCGACACUGUGACGUAUAAUAUGAUUAUAAAUGGAUUUUCUGUACAUGGUAAUAUGCAAGAAGCUGAUUGGGUUUACAAGAAAAUGGGUGCUAGAGGAAUUGAACCAGACAGAUAUACAUACAUGUCCAUGAUAAAUGGUCAUGUUGCAGCUGGGAACUCGAAGGAGUCAUUUCAACUUCAUGAUGAAAUGCUUCAGAAAGGGUUUGCUCCUGAUGACAAAUUCUGAGGGUAUUAUUUUCCUCCAUAUUGGAAUCUUAUUGAUGCUAUGGUUAAUUCAACAAUGAGAAAUGAAGGCCUAUUGCAGUUUGUUUAGAUUGCCAGGAUUUUUGCUCCAACAAGUAUUUAUAGACAUGAAGGCAUCUGAUUAAAUUUUGGAGUAAAUUCCGUGGAAGUUUUCAUUGUAGCAAAAAUUUCCACACAAGUGACCUCUCCAGAUGUGCUUUCUUCACCAACAUGCAGAAAUAUUCUGUUAGGGCUCAGGAGGUGUGCUUUUGUUUUCUGGUCAUCGGAGAAAUCUAGCAUGGUCUAAAUUUCUCAGGGUGAAUGCAAAUCACUUUUAGCAUGAACUAUUAACAUCACGUGAAACUGAUCAAAAGGGAAAAACCGAGUGUAGAUAAAAAGGGCAAUCGAAAUUGGUGUACAAAGGAGGAAAUAAAACUGACUGGAGAGUGUUAAAUGUGCCCCUUCAAGCCUUACCUCCAAAAGAGCAAGGAAAAGAACGAAAGGAAAACAGAGGUUAUGAGCACAAGGUUGUCAGGCUUUGAUGAAGUUAUGAGAAGUGUGUUUCUCUGUCGUGGCCGUGGUUAUGAAGUUAUGAAGUUAUGAAGUUAUGAGAAGAUUACCCAUCAACAUUUUGCACUUUGGACACAAAUCAUUUGUCUCCACCAUCUCAAAAAACUUGGAAAGCCCCCUCCUCCCGGCCCCCGCGUCGCUCCGUAGGGGCGACUCGGGCGGCGCCCUAAUCUCGCGACCGGCAGCUCUCCCUUCCGAUCCAUUCUCCUCGCCGUCGCCAGAGGGGACCAGCAGCGAAGCCUUCUCGGCCCUCAAGGACGGCGGCGGCGGGGCGUGCCUCCUUAGCCUCCUCCUCUCCCGCUCCUCCCCUCGUCCCGGGCUCCGUCGUCGUCCGCCAUCUCCAGCCGCUUCCUGCGGAUCUCGCGGGCGGCGCGCCAGAUCCGGGCGCCCCAGCGCCUGGCGGCUGUUGGCUUGGGUCUGGGUCACCUCCGGUUGCACACUUCUGCCCUCCCGGUGAAGAUUCGGUCUGCUGCUCCGGCGUCCUUCCUGCCGGCGGUGGUCGUCGCGGGGCUGGCUGCGACCGUCCUGGCCCUCCCCCUUUGUGUGACCCUUCGGCUAUGGCGCGCUCCUCCAUCCCCCAAAGAUCUUGUCCGGGUGUGGCGCGGGGAGGAUCCCUUGGGCGCCCCGUAGUGUUUGUUGUCACUGCUCCGGCUACUGCAAGGCUGCGGCGAUGAGCUCGCCUUAUGGCAUGUGCGAUGCAGGCCGCCGUUGUGAUCCUCUGUUGGUGGUGGUGGUCUAGAUUUGAUUGGCCAGAUGGUGGUGACUGUAGAUCGUUCUGCAACGAUUUUCUAUGGAUCCACGACAUCGGGGUCAUCAAAGUGAAUUCGGGAGUUUUUAUCUCUUGAUCCGGUGAAUGACUUUCGGUGGUGAGGUACAAAUUAUGGACAAUGACUUGACGCAAAGGAAUGUUGUUGGAGUGGCGGCGGUUAAAUUGCAGUUGCUUGGAUUGUGGAAAAGCGGCGGCGACAACACAUGUGUGACUUUGAUGGUGGUGCUGCGAGCACCUGGUCUCGAGCUCCGGGGCGAAAGCCUAGGUCAGACCCGAGUGGUCAUCCCUGGCAAUGGCGAUGUUUUUUUUACAUCGUGACCUUGUUGGAGGCAUUGCUCGGAUACGUUCGGACUGUUUCUUCAGGGUGAAAACUUUGAUUCUAGCCUUUUUGGUUGGAUCCGGCGACGGCAGCGCUUGAGUGUCGCUUCCUUCUUGAAGGCGUUGUUGUUGAAGAUCCUCGUCGUCAAUGUGGUGUCAAUGGUUGGUGCGGAUAUGGUCGCAGUUCUAGUUUGUCGUUCGCUGAUCUGAUCGCUUUGGGGCUUUUUUAUUUCUUUUUUCCUUUUCACACCUAUUCAUUGCUUUUGGUCUUAUGACUUUGCUAGUCGUUGGUGUGUUUUAGCGUUUGAGUUGGGUUGGCUGUGUGCAUUCUAGUUAUGCAGAGGCCGGGUGUAUGCUCAUUAUAUUGUAUCCUCUUGAUGCUUCUUUUGAGCCAAUAAAAUUCACCCUUUGUCGAAAAA